GGGAUCAGAGCAUAAGAUGAGGGGGUACAAAGGAAGACAGGGGAAUCCUGAAUUUUAAAUAACUCUUCAUAAGAAGGAAUGUCAGCACAUUAAGAUUUUCUUGCAUAUGGCCAUGGCUAUGCAGCAGCACCUGCGUGUGAAGGAAUGUCACUGCCGUCCCAUAACAGCACUUGGCUAUCAUGCAGCUCGACGCGAGUGCCUCACUGGCUUUGAAGAUGGGGUGAUUAAAUGGUGGGAUAUGGAAAGCGGGCGUGUGUCUCUGCGCACCAAAGAGCAUGCUGGUCGUGUCACCCACUUCCUGUCCUGGGCACAGGCACGGCUCCUCUUCUCUGCUUCCAAUGACAGCUCCAUGCUUGUGUGGUCUCCAAGUGGCACUUUGCUUGACCAUAUCUCGCUAGGCUACCCUGUCUUCACCCUGGCAAUCAGCCUGGCUCGGCUUCUUCUGCUGUGUGGCAGCAAGGGACGCCUGGUGGCCUUCCCUUUGGAUGAAAAGAGAGAAUCUGGGUGUGUGAUCAAAGUGACGCAGGGCUUUUCUGACCGCACGCACACAGACAUCGUAUCCUGCAUCACCUGCCAAGACAACCACAUAUACACUGCAGGCUAUGACAAGAAGCUGCUGAUCUUCGACACAUACCAGACUCCAGGCAGGACAAGUCUGACAACUAAGCACUGCAUCCCACGAGCCCACCAUGCCGCCAUCACACAUCUUCUGCUGGUGCGACAACAAGAGACCACGAGGAUGCUCUCAGGUUCUUUUGACCAGACAGUUGGCAUCUGGUCCCAGGACGGACAGCUGAUCCAACGCCUUGGUCCCUUCUCCGGAAAUAUUACUGGGCUGUGCUAUGUGGCAUCUGUUGGCAUUGUCUGGAUCACCAGUGACACAUCCCAACCCACCCUUUAUGAGCCCCAAUCUGGGGAGAUAGUUACACAGUUCAUAUCCACAUUCCAAGGCCAACAGAGAGAUGGGCCUGUUCUUCAGCAGCUUCUCAGCUUGCCAGACUCGAGGCAUGUGAUUGGUACAGCAAAGCCACAGCAAGUGCUGGUCUGGCGCUACAGUGAGUUAGGAUGCCUCACAGUGUUGUCUUGCAGACACCCUCUAGAGUGCCUGGCCUAUGCCAAGAAGGAGCCCAUUCUGCUCUUCAGUGGGGACAGCAAUGGAACAUUGCACAAAUGGGAAAGGAGCUACAUAUCCCCCUUCAUCUACAGCAGAGAGUCCUUCCACAUAAGUGAAGCCAGUCUGGAGCGACGGGGUCCCUUGGCACUGCAGAUGGAGAAGGGCUGUAAAGAGGGACCACAUUUUCAUCACGAUUCCCCUUGGAAACGAGGAAAAAGUUCUAGUGGGCCCCAAAGGGAUUACACCCCACCCAGGAGCACAGCAAAAAGCACAGGAGAAAAAAGCAUAGGCUUCACUAGGGCCCUCUUCACUGAGGAGCUGGAUAUUCUGGUGGUGUCAGCAACUGAUGGGAACAUUUAUCUCUGGGAGUUUGAGAGCUUCAUCCCGGGCACCGAAUCCCAUACCCAGCAAUUCCUGCCUGCAUUAGGCCAGGACUCCAAAACUCUGGCAUCAACCUGUGCUGAAGAUGAGAAAGUCCAAGACUCUUCUAGCACAUGUGCAGUAGGUGAAGAAUAUGGUCAGGAACAGCCGUGCAUGCUCCACUGGGGCUUUACCUGCAGAACUGUGCUGUGUGGGCACAUAGGCAUGGUGACAGCGCUCACUUUGGCAGGCAGUGACUUCCCCUUCCUGCUCAGUGGGGGAUGGGAUGGAAGACUGUGUCUCUGGGACCUGCAAAACCAUUCCUUGCAGAAUGCCUUUCCUAGUCUGCCUGGGGACGAUGGACCCAUCCUGGAUAUGGCCUACUCCCCAAAGAGGAGGGAAUUUGCUUUCUCUUCUAGCACUGGCAGCAUUUUUAUCUGUGCUUUCAAUCCUCACUGUGCUGAUCUGGUGCUCCUGGCUGAGCUUUGUGGGCACAAAGCCGCUGUCGUAGCCUUAGUCUGGCACCCGCUCGAGGAUAAGUGGGUCAGUGGUGAUGAAGAUGGCUCCAUUCGGCUCUGGAGUGAAGAUGGGGGAUGCUGCAUACAGGACCUGAGAGCCCCCAGAGGGAUCACUUGCCUCUGCAUUGACCAGUCCAAUGGCAGCAUCGUUGCAGGGGUCCAUGACACCAUCAGGGUUUAUGAUCCAAAAUCUGGGGUGCAGGUGCAAAGGCACACAGGGCAUCAAGACUCCAUCAAGAGUCUCAUCCAUGUCCCAGAAAUGGAGCAGUAUGUGUCCGUCUCACUGGAUGGCACAGCAUGUACGUGGAAGGCCUAUCACCAAGGGAAAUAGCCCAAAGCCGAGGGCAGACCCAGGGAACAGCUGCCACUGCAUCGGCUAACCCGCUUGAGCAGGCAAACAGCUUUCUCUGUAAAGACAACUUGCAGAAGAACCUGACAAGAGCAACAAAUGCUGUCAUUUGCCUACACAGUUUGGAAGAUCUGGGACCAAACUGUCAAGCAGCAGGGAACAGUUGCACUAUCCUCUGGUUCCUCCCAUGUCAUCUCCAUGAAGGCAGCUGGCAGAGGAUUUCAGUGAACAACAAAUAUUUAUAUAGUGCUUUUCAACAAACGUUUCCAAAGUGGUUUACAUAGAGAAAUAACAAAUAAAUAAAUAAAUAAGAUGGAUCAGCAUCUGUGAUGCAUGAAUGCUGCUGCUCUUUCACUUUGUGAAGUUCCAGGACUCAUGGGCAAGAGUUGGUCACACUUUCCGGGUCACUGUCAGAUGCCUCCACGAAGACAGUUGGCAGAAGUGUGCAGAAAGAAGAGAGGAGAAAAGGGCCCAGGCGAAGGAUGGAGGA
Molecule: messenger RNA, 2831 nt
Organism: Hemicordylus capensis (graceful crag lizard)
Lineage: Eukaryota; Metazoa; Chordata; Lepidosauria; Squamata; Cordylidae
Exons: 19
Coding region: 107-2323 (738 amino acids)
Biological process (GO): ribosomal large subunit assembly
Cellular component (GO): nucleolus
Molecular function (GO): protein binding
Source: RefSeq, a predicted model, not a curated record